AUGGUAUCGCUGGGUGUAUUGCAGCACAAAGCUCAUCAGGGUGUGGUGAUCACCGCUUCUCAUAACCCCCCUUCCUACAAUGGCUAUAAGCUGAAAGGUGCACAUGGCGGCCCGUCCAGCCCCAAUGAUAUUGCUGCGGUGGAAGCGUUGAUUGAAGAUGAGGUAACGAUACCCACCACUUCAUUAAAAGAAUUUGAGUCCAAAGGAUUGCUGUCUUAUAUAGACCUGGAAGGCGAUUAUAUCACGUACCUGCAAGGCAAAUUUGAUUUUGAAGCGCUGAAUAAGUCGCCAUUUAAGCUGGCUUAUGAUGCCAUGUAUGGUGCUGGUCAGAAUGUAAUUAGAAAGCUGCUACCCGGUGCUGUCUUACUGCAUUGUGAUAAUAAUCCCGGUUUUAUGGGCCAGGCGCCGGAGCCACUGGAUAAGAACCUGCAGGAACUUGCCCAAACCAUCCGGAAUACACCGGAACUGAAAAUAGGCCUGGCUACAGAUGGCGAUGCCGACCGUAUUGGCCUCUAUGAUGAAGACGGCCAGUUUGUAGAUGCGCACCACAUCAUCCUGCUGCUCAUCCACUAUCUCUAUAAGUACAAAAAUAUGACCGGUAAGGUAGCCAUUGCCUUCUCGGUAACCGAUCGUGUAAAGCGUCUGUGCGAGGUAUAUAACCUGCCGGUAGAAGUUACCGCGAUUGGCUUUAAAUACAUCAGCGAGAUCAUGGUCAAUGAAGAUGUGCUGGUAGGUGGCGAAGAAAGCGGUGGCAUCGCCGUAAAGGGUCAUAUCCCUGAGCGCGACGGCAUCUAUGAUGGCCUUGCCCUCUACGAGUUUAUGAUGUCUACCGGCAAAACAUUGAAAGAGCUGAUACAAGAGGUAUACGAUAUUGUAGGCACCUUCGUGUAUGAGCGCGCAGACCUACAUAUUGAAAACGAGAAAAAGGAAAACAUCAUCCGCACGGCGAUGGAAGGUGGUUAUAAAGAUGCCUUUGGGAAGUACACCUUCAACCGUACCGAAAAUAUUGAUGGCAUGAAGUAUCACCUUGACAACGGCGGCUGGAUCAUGCUGCGUGCCUCUGGUACAGAGCCGCUGCUGCGCAUCUAUGCCGAAGGCAACAAAUUUUACUGA
Molecule: messenger RNA, 1113 nt
Organism: Ostertagia ostertagi
Lineage: Eukaryota; Metazoa; Nematoda; Chromadorea; Rhabditida; Trichostrongylidae
Source: the annotation of a GenBank genome assembly